CAGCCGAUCGUCACCUGGAGAUUUGGUGGGUUCCGCUUGCCUUGCGCCUGAGCUUCCCGCCGCCUUCUCCCCCAAUUGGCGCUUCGUCUCCCUUUCCCUCCGUCGUCGCAUUAUCAUACGACUCCGAGACUCUCUUUCCUUACCUCACUACCUACUUAUCUGGGCUGCUGCACCCUUCCUGCAAGCUUAUCCUCUCCUGUUGAGCCGUGUCGCCUCCCGCGGCCUGAGCAAGCAUCUGGUUUUGGUCGUCUACGUUGAAAUGCGAAGCUUCGUCGCCCAACAUGACCGAAUCAAAGAUGCAGCUAGAAGACUGGCUGGAUGAUUUAUGCGUCCGGUUCAUCAUUAAUCUGCCACAUGAAGAGCUUGAAUUAGUCGAACGAAUUUGUUUCCAAGUCGAAGAGGCACAAUGGUUCUACGAAGACUUCAUUCGGCCCCUCGAUCCCGCGCUACCCUCACUUUCCCUGAAGGCCUUUAGCUUGCGCAUCUUCCAACACUGCCCGCUCAUGUCGCAAUGGUCUCACUAUCACCACAUGGCCGCCUUCUCCGAGUUCCUAGCUUACAAGACUAGAGUCCCGGUUCGCGGCGCAAUCUUGCUGAAUGAGGAAAUGGACUCAGUGGUCUUGGUCAAGGGUUGGAAGAAGGGCGCGAACUGGAGUUUCCCCCGAGGCAAGAUCAACAAGGGUGAGCCUGAUUUGGACUGUGCGAUUCGUGAAGUCUACGAGGAAACUGGAUUUGAUGUCCGUGCAGCCAAUCUGGUAAAAGAUGAAGAUUCCGUGAAGUCUAUCGAGGUAACCAUGCGAGAGCAGCAUAUGCGCCUCUUUGUGUUCCCCGGUGUUCCCCUUGAUACGCAUUUCGAGCCCCGUACCCGCAAGGAAAUCAGCAAGAUUGAAUGGUACAAGUUGUCGGAGCUGCCGACUCUUAAGAAGAACAAGCAGCACGACGAAGGAAUGGCAGUGGCCAAUGCCAACAAGUUCUACAUGGUUGCACCAUUCUUGCAUCCGCUGAAGAAGUGGAUUGCUCAGCAAAAGAGAUUGGCCGUCAAGGAUCAGACAGGCUCAAAGCCAUCUUUGCAAGCCGAAGGCUACGCGUCUGUAGAUGAAAAUGGUAACCGGCCUGAUUUCGUUUCUUACGGAGGCGGAGUUAGUGACCUUCCAGAGGUCGACACAGUGGUUUUGGCGCCGGAUGCUUCCUCUCAUAUCAAACAGUUGCUCAAGAUUGGUGGAGGUGCCUCGGAACCAGUCCAAGCUCAAGCUUCUUCCGCUGCCCAAACACCUGCUGUGGACCAGGUGAAGUCGAACGCGCUCCUGGAGCUUCUCAGGGCGGGCCCUCAACGAACCGUUUCUCAAGUACAGAAAGAAACGGUGGCUUCUCAACCGUCAGUUCCCUCUGGCGUACCCGCUACUAUGGAGCAAUCCCACCUGGCGCCCAACUUCUUCCCCGGAUUUCCUCGACAACCGCAGAAUAUUGCGCCAUCAAAUUUCAUGCAACAAACCACCGUGCAACAUCUACCCGGGCAGCAACUGGGAACUUCCCAGGGCCCUAUGCAUGCCUUCCAGCACCGGCAAUUCCCUAUCUCUGGACAUUCCGAACUUUCGGGAACCCCUGCGAUGCCCCAAUUCCCACAGAUGCCACAGCAGAGCUAUCAAGGUCUUCAGCCUCAAUCUCCGCCUUCCAUCAUUGCGCCUCCAAGGAACGUUGUUGCUCCGUUCCAACGGACUGGCGAUCCUCAAUUCUCUCAGCCGACUCAGCCAUCUCAGGUUUCUGGUGCCAUUAUACCACCAGCUAGCAAGCUGCCUCCACCAACGCUUACUAGCCACUCGCUCGCGCUGCUUGGCUUCUUCAAAGAUGGGGGCAAGACCCCCAAGACCCCUCAUGCUGCCACAGCCUCUAUCUCCUCGCCUGUCACCCUGCCCGUUCCCGGGCCGGGUCCUGGUCAACAGCGCAAGACUUCUCUCCAACAGGAUAGUCUCUUGAACUUGUUCAAAGGUCCAAGGGGUUCGCCUGUGUCUCAGCCUGCAGAACUUUUGGGUCAGCCUGUCCGCGUAGCACCGCCUGCAGAAAAGCAGAUUCUUCAACGACCACCCUCCCAGGUAGGACCUAAUCAGCAACGUGGGGCAGCUGGAUCAAACCCCCACAUUAGUAUGGCCCAUCCUUCGGCCACUGUACCUGGUCCCUCAGACAUACCUCAAUUUGAGCAAAGUUCAAAGUUGGUGGCUAAGCGGACGGCAAAUGCAGCGAACCGCAGAAGUAACUCCCAUCGUCGGGAGCAACCACAAGUCCAGCCUCUUUCCUCGCCGAUUACUAUUCUACCUCGACCCCAGGGCGCGAAGCGGGAUGCAUAUACCUCUGGGCCCCAUGUUCCAACUGUGCAGGCUCCACCACAGCCUCAGAUUCCUCAGCCUGCGGCUCCUGAGCCGGUGAAACCCUUCCAGCCGCAAAUUUUGCGUCGGUCCGAAAAGGCAGGCUCCGAGAACAUGUUUACGGGUACUUCCAAGCCCGAUACUGCGGAUCGCAAACCAAGUCCUCUUGGGUUACAGACCAAUCCCGAAGAUCGGGCACCGCAAGCAAACUUCGAUCGCCGGCCCAGUCAGACUCAUGCGCAAAAGGAAGCGCUUCUGUCACUUUUUGGCAAACCCCAGGUGUCCUCUUCUUUGACCUCGGCUGUCCAGCUUGAUUCCCUGGCUAUCAGCCAGCAGCCUCCCAAUGUCCCCGGUCUGGUCAGCCCCCUCUCAUCGCUUCAAUUUGCUAGCAGCGGCGAAUCUGGUUCCCGCCAUGGGACACCGUCCGAUGGCGAACAUGUUCCGUCUUCCAUUGACCGGGUCUCCUCUCCGAGCAACAAGGCUUUCUUGCUUAGUUACCUGCAGGGAGUCGCCAAGGGCGGCAAUUGAACAGAUAAAUAUCAUGUGUUGGUCACAUUGCCUGGACAAACUUAAGGUAGUCAAUGAAGAAUAAUUCGAUGAAUUAAAUUCUUCGGCGGUCCAUUUUCUAUUGCUUGGAUUUGUAUAUAUGAAAUGCUAGGUACCCAGAACAGUAUGAGGGUUUACGGAAGGUAUGGUCUACUUCAAGAUAUAUAUUUCACCCGCCGGUCCAGGUAUGCGACCCGCUUCUACUGUACUGGUAACCUGACUGAACUCCUUCAACUCAUUUUAAUUCGAUGCAUAUAACAAAAAUGGAACAGGAGCAGCUACUGGUACCCUGUAGAAUGAUGGAAGGUUGCAGAUAGACUGACUUGAAUGUCCACU
This is a messenger RNA of Penicillium brasilianum, 3242 nucleotides long. The record is from the annotation of a GenBank genome assembly. NCBI's taxonomy places the organism in Eukaryota, Fungi, Ascomycota, Eurotiomycetes, Eurotiales, Aspergillaceae.